Molecule: messenger RNA, 714 nt
Organism: Racocetra fulgida
Lineage: Eukaryota; Fungi; Glomeromycota; Glomeromycetes; Diversisporales; Gigasporaceae
Source: the annotation of a GenBank genome assembly
AUGACAAAUAUUCAUAUAACACCAGAAGAGCUUGUUACAACAGGUACUAUUGUACUAGAACUUUACUAUGGUCCUUAUUUACGUGAUUGGUGGCUUUUUUCUAAAGAAUAUCAAGAACACAUACCAUAUCCUAUUCCAAUACAUUUAGAACUUGAAAUCAUGAUACAACUAAAUCAAAUAUCAUUUAUUAUUCGUGUAGUUCAUUAUGUACAUAGUUAUUUACAACCUGGUUAUAUAUGUAAAGGAGGUGGACAAAGUAGUAGUGUAAUGACAAAUUCUUCUGUGGCAAUUACUUCAGUUUAUCAAGCCAUUUUUGGCACUAAAACAAAAAUUGCAGGUCCUUCAUAUUUAGAGUUAGAACAAACCAAAACAUUUCAAAAGUUAUUAGAAGAUGUUAUAUUUCAUCCUUUUAUUAUUGAAAUAGAAAAUUUGUCUAUUUUUGUUAGCUCUCUUGGUAAAAUUACAUGUUCAAACAAGAAACAUUUAUUUGAUCUAAAUUUAAAAAAAGCCAUUAGUAAAUCCUCUGAAAAAUGGUAUCAAAUCUUUCAAAAUUGGAAACAACAAAAAAGCAAUAUCAUUGAAUUAUAUACUCAUCUUAGAAAAACAUAUGGAUCAAACUAUGAAUUUCGAGAACGUGAAGUACGAGCUUGGCAUGCAAUAUUUCAUGCAACAGGAUGUUUAGAUAUUACACCAUAUGAUAAACAACUUUCUGAA